ACGACCUCCUUGGCAUCACAAGUGUGCAAUAUAGAUACUGUGGACUAAUUCAUCCAUCAACACCUAUACAUCACCCAAAGCCCACCUCCAUGACCAUGGCCACUGAAUAUAGAUCUGACAGCAGAGGCACGAAAACUCUACGCAAGCAGCCGGAGAUAGAGGAGGCUGAUGAGGAAGAAAACAGUCCAGGAUCUGACCAAUCAGAUGCCACUAUUGUAGCAGAAAAAGUAGAUGUCUGUCAGUCCUACGGAGAUACUUCUCCCACCACAGACUUAACCACCAAGCCUGAAGUUCUGUGUGAUGAAACCAACAAUCACACAUCACAUGUUCACCCUAAAAUCAAGCAGCUUACUAGGAGUCAGGCAUUUGAAGACCACUCUCCCCCACCAGAACAACAAUGUUCCCACAGCAGUCCGGACCUGCCGGGAACCAAUGGCGUGUACUUAAAAGCACAGACAUCGAAGGGGACGUUAGAGAAGACUGGAUCCCAGAGUUCUGAGGCGGGUACCUCAUCCAGCUGGUCACGAGAUUCCAGUCUAGACAAAGGAACAUAUAAAGAUUCCACUGGCAUUAACCUUGAAGACUUCAUUAGGAAGACUAUGAACAAAACCCCAAAAGACAGAAACAUGCUCCUCAAAUUGGAGACAGACCUAACCAAUUUCAUUAAUGAACCAAAGCACCAUUACCUCAAAUUUCCACAGAUGUCCUCAUAUGAUCGUAUGUUAGUUCAUCGUAUUGCUGCCUUUUUUGGCCUUGACCACAAUGUAGACCAGACUGGCAAAUGUGUCAUUGUGAACAAAACUUCCAACACGCGAGUACCUGAGUUUAACUUUAAAGAACACAUAGAUGCUCGUGAUUCCCAGAAAAAAAUAACAGGUAUCAUGAGGAGGAUGGGUGUCGGCAGCCUAGAUGAAAAAGAGAGCUAUUCUAAAAGUCUCGAGAAGCCUAUGUUAGGACAGAAGAAAGCACAGUCAUUUGAGGAAAGGCAGCAACAGUACGAGAAAGUACGACAGAAAAUUUUCAACAGUUGUGAUGAGCCUAUUCAUUACACUGAAGAGGAAGCACCACGUAUAAUCAAAAAACCAAAUCGGCCUUCUAGUCUUAGUAAAAGCAACAACGACGGGCAGCCCUGGAGUAGCACCGACUCGAGUGGUUAUGGAACAGAUUCUUCGGUGUCACGUUCACGGGGUGUCCCUAAGGCAAACAGCUUUGGGGGCUUGGGCACUGUGUCUUACAAUAACCAGGCCUUAAAAUUUCCACAUAAAUCACUUAGUUUGUCUGUGGAGCCAUCAAGAAGCCCUAUACACAGUGGUAUGAGCAGUCCAAUGGGUCAGCGGACACUGCCAACAGCUCCUACUCCCCCAGGCAGUCACUCGGACAGCUCGCCACUCUCUCGCUGCAGCUCCUCGGGGCCAGUACAGUCCCCGCUCACUACAGGAUACACACCAGGGCCUGGCCAGGUGUAUUGGGUGGCUUCAGAUAUCCGUAACAUACCACCAGGUAGUGUGGUGAUAAAUCCACAAACAGGGCAGCCCAUCUCUAACCCUGACGGCAGUCUUUACCACCAUAUGCCAGGCCCUACUCCCACAGGCCAGGCAGUGUACACCUCACCCACAUACUCCUCAGAUGUCUGGACGCCUAGCUCUGAGGCACCUGCAGCAGAGCUGUGUCGCCACCUCUCCAUGGUGAGCAUUAAUCAGCCAUCGCUGGAUAGUGUAGAGGAGCCCCCGGGGCAGACAACAGGCACAAGUCUUCAGGCCACGCAGUAUGUUUUGGGGGCCCAGCCCCAGGGACAGCAGCAGCCUGCACAGAUGGUCCAGACUCAGUAUUUCCCUGGGGGACAACAGAGCAUGACAGGAACAGUGAGAUAUAUGUACCCUGUGAACUAUCAAGUUCAGGGUCAGACCCAACAAGGUCAAGGACACCAAACAGUUGUUGGUAUGGACAACCAAAGUUUUCCUCAAACUGGCAACCAGUUCCCACCUCAGGUGACUGGCACAUACCAGGGGUUUCCAGCUAACGGUGCUGCGGCAGCUGCUCCUAAUGUAGAACAAUUUUCAUCUAACAUUGCACAGAACACAUAUCCGGUGAUACAGCAAGGGGAGGGUAGUGUACAAACUUUCUCAUCGUACCCGUCUCAGUACAGCCAAAGUAACUAUGUACAGCAGCCUCAAGGCACAAUGUUCUACUCUAAUACCACCAAUCCCCAAAUGGGGACAAGUACAGGGUUCCAGUUCCAGCAGCCGUACCCUGGUCAGGGGAACACCUCGGUGACAAUGUCAAACCAAAGUGUUGCCUUACAGAAUGUAGCCCAGCCCUUAGGGCCUGGGGUCCCAGGUCAGGCUACAGCUCCAACUCCCACGACACCCCAGUACUUAUAUUCCACUGUUCCACAGUACCAGGGCUCCACACGACCAGCAAAUCCUCAGCUUCUACAUUUCCAUAAUGUACAAGCUCCUGGACAGUCAUCACAGUCUGUGCCCGUGCUUCGAAAUAUGCAACUCAACAUGCAAUUUCCUGUACAAGUUACAGCCUUGCAGCAACAACAACAGCAACAGCAGCAUCAGCAGCAGCAUCAUCAGGGAGGUAUACCCGGCCAGAUGACUGUCAAUGCUAAGGGGUAUCCUGUGGACUCUUCACUGCCCAAAGUUGAGGGUAUUGACAUGAGUGGCCUCUCUAACCUUGGCCCUGGUCUCUUGGCUGGUCCUCCCAGACCAGCUGCACCAAUCAUACGACCUAAUCCAGAUGUACGCUUUUUAGGACAGGCAGGAUUUCACCCACCAUUACAAGUUCCAUUUCCAUCACAGCCUUUGUCUCAUCAACCACAGAAACUAAGGGCAAGUGUAGGACAGUCAGGUUCUAAGCAACAGCGACUGAAAAAAAGCAAAAGUAAGGAGAGUCAAGAUGGAUCUCUACACAAUCAAGACAGCACAGAACUACAGCAAAGCAAUGUUGUGGAGGUAUAUGAUCUGCCUGGAGGUCUGAAGCGUUCAGAAGCUGACAUCUAUCUGAAGGAUUUGGUGACAUGUGGAGCACAGGUCCAGUUCAUAAAUAUGGAUGGUAGCCAUGGAGACCAUCCUAAUCUGACUAUUUCUAACUGUAAAAAAGUUUUAGCAAUAUUCCCCAGCUCUUCAGUGGCAAUGAAUGCCCUGCAAAAUCACAGGAGUGGUAGCAACAGUAGUCGAUUCAAGCUCCAGCUCACCAGCAGUACCACGCUAUCAACAGGGGCAGACCACUCUAAUAUAGGUGUCAAAAGCUAAUUUAAAAAGUGUUUAAGUCAUUGCUAUUGUAUUUUUAUAUGAGAAGUUUUAAGAUAUUUUAUUGUGAAGAGCAGAACUACUACAGACAGAACUAUUUAAACCACAGAGGUGAAGUAAUGUUACUAUGAAAAUAUGAAUCAUCUCGCCCCUUUACUAGAUCGUCAAACUUUCUGUGCCAUGAAAUCUGUUGAUUUUGUCUAUUUCGUUGGUAAACAUCAUGAACCUUUUGGUUGAAGCAUCUGGUCACUGUAAUUAUGCUUUUUCUCUAAGGCUCCUUUUUAUAUUAAUAUAUUAUAUGACUUAUUUCAA
Molecule: messenger RNA, 3569 nt
Organism: Ylistrum balloti
Lineage: Eukaryota; Metazoa; Mollusca; Bivalvia; Pectinida; Pectinidae
Product: cAMP-regulated phosphoprotein 21-like
Exons: 18
Coding region: 90-3260 (1056 amino acids)
Molecular function (GO): nucleic acid binding
Source: RefSeq, a predicted model, not a curated record